GUUUAUUUGUUUGUAAACAGAUGCUGUAUAGUACGUAGAAGCUUUCUCUUCGAAAAUGGCCAAUUACACCCCGGCGGACGUGGUUCUCUCGCUACUGGACCGGUACGGAACCGGAUUCCGCCCAAAAGAUGACCCCUUUUUCACGGAGGGCAAUUUCUACCUCAAAAAGUUCGUCAAACUCGGUGUGCUCAGUGAAAUUCCUCAAAUCGAAAAUGAUCAGGAAGAUCAAAAUGAGACAAAAAUCGUCUGCAACGUACCGGACUGUCGGUACAGUUCCAGCUCGGUUGGCGAUUAUGAAUCGCACUACAACUCCCAGCACCGGUAUUCGUGUGCGGAAUGCAAGAAGACCCUACCCAAUGCGCACCUGUUGGAUUUGCACCUUUCGGAGUCGCACGAUUCCUACUUUGCCGCGCAGGUUCAAUCUGGAAAGCGUCCGAUGUUUUCCUGCUUCCUAGAAGAGUGCAAGCACAAAAGCCAAACCCCAGAGGAACGUCGCGAUCACUGCAUCAAACAGCACAAAUUUCCUCACAAUUUCCGGUUUGAUCAAAGAGUGUCCACUCAGAAGAAACCGGCCCGUUCGAGGGCGUCCCUAUCCGAGUCAUCCACCACAGAUCAAAUGGAAGUCGAAACUGCUGCCAGUGCUGCUAGUGCUGAUUCCAAUUCCAGUUCCGUAGCGAAAAACACCAAAAACUUCAACUUUGGACACUCGAAGGUGCGCUCAUUCAAGCCGGACAAAACUGCCAAAAAGUCCGACAUUUUGGAAAGCAACCGCAUGGUGGUCGACUUGCUGGAAAGUCUUCCCAAGGACUGAUGGCAACACUGAUUUUUGUUUAUAAAUAGUUUAUUUUGUCAAAAUAAAUAAGUUAAAUAAAUAUGAAUAAAUAAAUGCUCGCUUGAAAAUUAUGA
Molecule: messenger RNA, 906 nt
Organism: Aedes albopictus (Asian tiger mosquito)
Lineage: Eukaryota; Metazoa; Arthropoda; Insecta; Diptera; Culicidae
Product: protein lethal(2)k10201
Exons: 3
Coding region: 56-811 (251 amino acids)
Source: RefSeq, a predicted model, not a curated record